Lodderomyces beijingensis is the source of this 1851-nucleotide messenger RNA. The record is from the annotation of a GenBank genome assembly. NCBI's taxonomy places the organism in Eukaryota, Fungi, Ascomycota, Pichiomycetes, Serinales, Debaryomycetaceae.
AUGAAGUUUUCCGGUAUUCUACUAUUGCUCACGGCAACCACCACCACGACCGUUUCCGCCAUGGUCAUGGACUCGGAGCCAAUGGACUCCUCGGUCGCUCCUCACGCUUACACCCACAGCCACAACCACAACCAAGACCAAGACCAAGACCACGCUAGCGCAAGCGCAAGCGCUAGCGUGAGUGGUGACGAUUAUGACUCAAAUGGCAGCAGCACCUCUGAAACACGCAAAUUGGUGCCCAUCCCCCACGUUUCUAAGCACCAGCAUGGUUUGCCAAUCUUGCAAACUCACCUUUUACCAGAAGAGAAACUAUUCUGGGAAAAUUACAACACUACAACGUAUUUCACGGUUGCCUCUAACCACCGGCCGGCAUUAUACAUCCACAUCAUUGUCGGCUUGUUCUCCAUCUUUGUCUUGUACCCAGUUUGCCUCAUUUUCAACAAUUUAAACAUGACCAAAACCUACCUUGCUUCAUUGCUCGUGUAUUCAGCCUUUAUGGUGCUCUCGCUAUUAAACUACUCCAUCUUUAUCAACUCGAUACCAAAUAUAUACCCGGGAAACGCCUACAACAAGAUGAUUAUAAUCUUGUUUGUCACAACGUGCUUGCAGUUGCUUUUGGCCGUGCUUAAGAAACCCAAAAUUGACAAUUCCUGCAACUCGACCUUCCAGGCCAGUGAUAGCGGCAGCAGCGGCGGCUCCUAUUUCAGUCUUCGCCCUUCGUCUAGUGGAGAAGACGUGUCGGAGUCGUCGCUGAUUGAUUCCUCGACCCCCGUCGAUAUCGAGAAAAUGAUUAAGCCCGAGUCCCCCAUUUACAGAUUCAAGAAAAACUGGAUCUUGCAUGUUUCGAAAUUCCGCAACUUUUUCAACAUUGCAUUCAAUUUGUUAAACUGGGGCCAUUUUUUCUACUUUUUUGCCUUGAUCCCCACGGCAAUUGCCACUUUUUGUUUAUACGGCCAGGGCAUUACCGUUUUCAACUUGUUGGCCCAUUUCAUCAAAGGUGGCGUUUUCUUCGCCUAUGGCGUCUUAAGUCUUGCAAGAUAUUGCGGAGGCUUUGCUAACAAAGGCUGGUCGUGGAACCACAAGUUUGUCGAGGGCAACCUGCCCAAGUUGAAUUACUGGCAACGAUUCCAAAACAAGGGGCUUUGGACGAUGGAGAUGAUUGAAAGCUCUCUCAUUUUGUUUUACGGCUCCACCAAUAUUUUUUUGGAACAUUUGAGCAACGCCGGAAAGGAAUGGUCGGCUAAGGAUUUACAACACGUUUCCAUUGCGUUUAUCUUUAUCGGGUGUGGCUUAUGCGGGGUGCUCACCGAGUUGAAAUUACAAGAUUGGAGAUUUGAGCAAGCCGUAGCCAAUUUCAAAAAAGCCAACUCGGCCGAGGUAGUUGCCGAAUCGCACAUAAUCAAAGCUAGCCCCGGUUUCAGUCCCAACCCAUUCCCCGUGUUGACCAUCUACUGGACUGGUGUUCUCAUGUCGAAGCACCAGCAGGCAUCAGAGUUGUCGACCGAGAUUCACACGCAAUGGGGCAAUAUGUUUAUCCUCGGAUGCGCGUUCAGAUUCAUCACUUAUUUGCUAAUGUUGUUGAACCCAAACAUGUCCGGAAGCUUGACUCGUCCGCUGAGGCCAAUCACCGAGUUGAUUGUUUCCUUCAGCUUACUCUGCGGCGGCAUGAUCUUUAUGGAGUCCACUGAUCCCGUGAUUUUGUCAUUCGAGUACUAUGGCCUCACUUCCAUGUUCACUUUGAAUGUGAGUCUUGGCUUAGUCACUUUGUUCAUGGGAUGGAUGAUGACUCUCUUUUCAGUCAAGGACUGGCUAAAGAGCAAGUACAAGACUGGAACUCAAGCGAGUCCAUGA